UGGCAAGGUGCAUUGAAUGUGAAGUUGUUCAAGCUGAAACCUGAGACUGAGAGAAAUUUCCUGUACUGAUCAGACCUGGGGGUCGGGGCUGCCGCAGGUAACUGAGAUCUCACCAGGGGACACAGAUUUACUGCAGAAUCUUCUGUGCUUGACCCGACAAUAAUCUCAGCACCAUCCAGUUCCAGCUUCAAGAUGCACAAGUUGUGAAUCAGCCACAGCAGCAGCAGCCGCCCUCUCUCUCUCUCUCUCUCUCUCUCUGGGUUGUGGUGCUGCCAUUUAGAUUGCAAGACUUGUCCCUUAUAAGGUGUGCACUCAGCUCAGUGACAGAGCAGAACUUGGGAAGGUGAGACAGAAGUACAGAGACGUUUCCAGGACUGGAUCCCCACUGAAUUCUACCUGUGCCCAGUGCCCCAGCAAGCAGAAGGCAUGGGACUGCCAGCAGCUCUAGCCGAGAUGCCUCGCCACUUCCCACGACUGAACAUCAAUGAGGUGGACGAACAAGUGCGGCUUUUGGCCGAGAAAGUAUUUGCGAAAGUUCUCCGGGAAGAGGACAGCAAAGAUGCCUUCUCCUUGUUCACCGUUCCCGAGGACUGUCCAAUUGGGCAGAAGGAAGCCAAGGAAAGGGAGUUGGAGAAGGAUCUCGCAGAGCAGAAGUCGGCGGAGACUGUUAAAAGGAAGAAAAGCUUUAAGAUGAUCCGAUCCCAGUCGAUGUCCUUGCAAAUCCCGACCCACGACUGGAAGAUCCCCACAGUCUCUCCCAUCGCAUCUCCAGUUUCCCCAGUGGAACCAGACGCAUCAGUCUUUAGGGGACCAGCACCGACUGCCCCACUGCCAUUUGAUGGGCUGGAAUUUCAGAGAGUCACAAUAAGUGGAGAUUACUGUGCUGGGGUGACUGUAGAUGACUAUGAGCAGGCAGCCACCAGCCUUGCAAAAGCCCUGAUCAUCCGGGAGAAAUAUUCUCGGCUGGCAUACCAUCGCUACCCCCGCACCACAUCCCAGUACCUGUGCACCAUGAAUGGCAAAGAAAGCUGGAAAAUUGAAGAUGAAGUCUAUCCAGAGUUUAACCCUCCUCCUGGCGACAAAGAGGACCCCUAUAAUCUUGAGAACGUUCCCCAGAAUCUUCACUAUGUGGUGAGCAUGAAAGGCGGAAUCCCUUAUGUUUACGACAACAAAGCCAAGAUGGAGGCCAACGAGCCGCGCAGUUUGCCUUACCCGGACCUGGAGACGUACACGCUGGACCUGAGCCACAUACUCGCACUUAUAGCCGAUGGCCCCACGAAAACCUACUGUCACCGAAGACUGAAUUUCCUGGGCUCCAAGUUUAAUCUCCAUGAGAUGUUGAAUGAGAUGGCGGAACUGAAGGAGCUGAAGAGCGUGCCGCAUCGCGACUUCUAUAACGUCAGGAAGGUGGACACUCACAUCCAUGCAGCCGCCUGCAUGAACCAGAAGCACCUACUGAGAUUUAUCAAGCACACCUACCGCACCGAGCCCGACAGGGUGGUGGCAGAGAGAAAUGGGCAGAAGAUCACCCUGAAAGAGCUGUUUGAGGGUCUCCACAUGGACCCCUACGAUCUGACUGUCGACUCUUUGGAUGUUCAUGCUGGGAGACAAACGUUUCAUCGCUUUGACAAAUUCAAUGCCAAAUACAAUCCAGUCGGUGCCAGCGAGCUCCGAGACCUCUACAUAAAGACUGAGAAUUACAUCGGAGGAGAAUAUUUUGCUCGUAUUAUCAAGGAGGUCGCUCAAGAGCUGGAAGAGAGUAAGUACCAGUACACAGAGCCGCGCUUUUCUAUAUAUGGUCGAGCGCCUGAAGAAUGGGACAGUUUAGCAAAAUGGUUCAUCAAACACAAACUGUAUUCACCCAACAUGCGCUGGAUCAUCCAAGUGCCCCGAAUAUACGACAUUUUUAAAUCGAAGAAAAUCCUUCCGGAUUUUGGCAAAAUGCUGGAGAAUAUCUUCUUGCCUCUAUUUGAGGCUACAAUUAACCCCACAGAUCACAAGGAGCUCUACCUCUUCCUGAACUAUGUGACGGGUUUCGACAGCGUCGAUGACGAAUCCAAACACAACGAUCACAUGUUCACGUACAAGAGUCCCAACCCGGAUGAAUGGUGCCAGGAGCAGAACCCCCCGUAUAGUUACUAUUUGUACUUCAUGUACGCCAACAUCAUGCUGCUCAACAACCUGCGCAAGGAGAGAGGGAUGAGUACAUUCCUGUUCAGACCCCACUGUGGGGAGGCUGGUUCCAUCACUCACCUCGUCUCAGCGUUCAUAACAGCCGACAACAUCUCUCAUGGACUCAACCUUAAAAAGAGUCCAGUUCUGCAGUACCUGUAUUAUCUGGCCCAAAUUCCCAUCGCCAUGUCCCCACUUAGCAACAACAGCCUCUUCCUGGAAUAUUCCAAGAAUCCACUGAGGGAAUUUCUACAUAAAGGACUUGUGGUCUCUCUGUCCACUGAUGAUCCAAUGCAGUUCCACUACACCAAGGAGGCACUAAUGGAAGAAUAUGCCAUAGCAGCCCAAGUAUGGAAGCUCAGUACAUGCGACCUGUGUGAGAUCGCAAGGAACAGCGUGCUGCAGAGUGGCCUCUCCGACAAGGAAAAGAAACAUUUCUUGGGGGUCGGUUACUUGAAAGAAGGCCCAGAGGGGAACGAUAUCAGCAGAACCAACGUGGCACAGAUCCGUAUGGCCUACAGAUAUGAGACUCUAUGUAACGAGCUGAGCUUCUUGGCGGAUGCUAUGAAUUCACCACAUCUCACUGGUGCUAAACCAUAAUGGAUUUGAAGCCACAAAUGAGAGGAAAAAUCCUCAGCCUCCCUGAACUCCAGUGCCUCGCAAAUCUCCAUUGUGGGUCAAUCCAUGUACUUAUCUGAAUGUUCUUGUAACAAUGCUGCCUGACAAGACUCAUUUUAGAUUUUAUUAUCCACAUCAUGUGCAGCACACUGAUAUAACCCACAGAAAGGCACCACCAUCUGUUGAAGAACUACAGCUCCCAGCACCACUUUGCAAGCUGUAGUUCUGCAACACUUAACGGGAAAGCCAAUCUCAAGACACAAUGCUGUAUAUGAGAGAGUCCCUAGUAACAUUCAUAGUUAUCGAACUAACCAUAUCAGGAGCUCAUCAGAACUAAAGAUAACUGUGCGAAGGCUUUGAUCAUGGGCGCAGCCAUUUUGUAACUCCCACUUUCUGCCAUUCAAAAGAGCAUAAAAUGGAGGACAGUAAACUGUAAGGAGAUCGAUUACAAGCUUAAAUAACAUGCCACAGGGUUUUGAAAUUUUUAUAUAGGCACUGAGAACUGUUAAGAUAUUAAGUUCAGUCACAUGUACCACAAUAUUGAGUUAAUACACGCGUAUUUUAAAAAAAUGCUUUUGUGUUUUCAAGAUGGCAUUGUAUUGUUGGAAUUUAAUAUAUCUUUACCUCUAAAAUUCUGAGAGUGCAUUACUAGAGGCACAGCUAAACCCUCAUACUGUACAGCAAUAUGGCAGCUCCUACCCAUAUGUACAGAGAAGAUCUGGGACCAAUCACAUGGAUAUAUUGUCUCUGAAUCAAAAAGCCCACACAGCAGUUAGCGCAUAUGCCCCCAUAGCCUGCACAGCUGGGACAUUGUAUCCUGCCUUGUAAAUUCUAUGUACAGUGAGUGCACAAUCAGGAAGGAGAAGUUUCCCAGGGUCUUUAGCAUCAGGUGCUUGAUGUAUUUACAGACAUUCCCCCUGGGACUCUAGCUAUUCCCAAGCUGUGGGGUGGAAGUGCUUGUAACCCCUGUAGCUAUUUAGAGUCUACCUUAACCCCACAUGCUAUUCCUGCCAAUCCCAUGCUGAUUUCAACGUACUCAAAUAUAUUCUGACACCGCCAGUGUUACCCAUGAACGUUCUAUGUUCCUUUCGGAGUGGGUUCAAGCAGGAACGGGCUGUUUUUUUUUUUUUUGUGUUGCAUUAUGUUUACAGUUGUACUAUACUGUAAGUCUAUAUGAUAUAUUUUUGUUUUGUAAAGGAUAUGUUUGAAACACAUUUAAUAAAGCUGGUGCCACAUCUUC
Messenger RNA from Xenopus laevis (African clawed frog), 4030 nucleotides. RefSeq names its product adenosine monophosphate deaminase 3 S homeolog (gene ampd3.S). Gene Ontology annotation, cellular component: cytosol. Gene Ontology annotation, molecular function: AMP deaminase activity; deaminase activity. The record is from RefSeq and is a predicted model, not a curated record. Gene Ontology annotation, biological process: energy homeostasis; AMP metabolic process; purine ribonucleoside monophosphate biosynthetic process. The coding region runs from base 427 to 2772 and encodes 781 amino acids. The transcript is spliced from 16 exons. NCBI's taxonomy places the organism in Eukaryota, Metazoa, Chordata, Amphibia, Anura, Pipidae.